UACCAAUAUUAGUUGCAAAAACUUCAAACAAAUUAGAGUUAAUCUCCGUUGUCCACAAGAGGUGUAUGAUUUUUCAUUAGUCUUUGGUUCAGUGAGAAUAAACAUGACUGCACUCUACUUGGAACACUAUUUAGAUAGUUUAGAGCAUUUACCUAUUGAAUUACAAAGGAAUUUCACGCUGAUGCGUGAUUUAGAUGCCAGGGCACAAGGAUUAAUGAAAGAUAUAGAUAAACUAGCUGAUGACUAUUUAAAAAAUGUGAAGAAAGAGUCUCCAGAAAAGAAGAAAGAACAAUUGACUCAUAUUCAAAACCUGUUUAACAAAGCAAAAGAAUAUGGUGAUGACAAAGUUCAAUUAGCAAUACAAACAUAUGAAUUAGUCGAUAAACAUAUCAGGAGGUUAGAUUCAGAUUUGGCAAGGUUUGAAGCUGAAAUACAAGAUAAGGCUUUGAAUAGUAGUAGAGCACAAGAAGAAAACAAUGCCAGUAAAAAAGGUAGAAAAAAGUUGAAAGAGAAAGAGAAACGAAAAAAAGGUGCUGCAGGUGCCAGUAGUGAAGAUGAAUCAAAAACAGCUAGGAAAAAACAGAAGAAGGGUGGAUCUGUUGCUUCUGCUUCAUCUGCUGGUGCUGUAGGAAGUGGUGCACAAGUUGACUCAACUGCACUUGGCCAUCCAGCAGAUGUUUUAGAUAUGCCAGUGGAUCCUAAUGAACCAACUUAUUGUCUUUGUCACCAAGUUUCUUACGGAGAAAUGAUCGGUUGUGAUAACCCAGAUGUAAGUCCAUAUUACAUGUUUCUCCAAACAUUUUAUAAAUUUAUAUCGAUUAUCAUAAAUAAUUUUCUUUUCUUUUUUUCUGUAGUGUCCUAUAGAAUGGUUCCAUUUUGCUUGUGUCGGAUUAACUACAAAACCUAAAGGGAAAUGGUACUGUCCUAAAUGCACA
This is a messenger RNA of Osmia lignaria (orchard mason bee), 935 nucleotides long. It is a transcript of the gene Ing5, whose product is annotated as inhibitor of growth protein 5. The record is from RefSeq and is a predicted model, not a curated record. Lineage: Eukaryota; Metazoa; Arthropoda; Insecta; Hymenoptera; Megachilidae. Gene Ontology annotation, cellular component: nucleus. Gene Ontology annotation, biological process: regulation of DNA-templated transcription.